This is a messenger RNA of Linum trigynum, 1539 nucleotides long. NCBI's taxonomy places the organism in Eukaryota, Viridiplantae, Streptophyta, Magnoliopsida, Malpighiales, Linaceae. The record is from the annotation of a GenBank genome assembly.
CACGUGAUAGAUACGAAAUCGACGGCCAAGCUUACCCGCCAGCACAAUCGGACGGCUCGGCUCCCGUCAGUCCCAAAAAGACACUUAUCGAGAAACAACGGCAGAGAAUCCGCCACGUCCCCAACUCCAUCCCCGACAACAAUCCACAUUACCUAUUUUAAACCGCCCCCCAACACCCGCAAUUUUUUUCCCCCAUCACCCACUUCAGUUUCCGCCAGUUCCUUCAAAAACUCAACACUCAACCCUGGUCCUGGUUCUGGUUCUGGUUCUGGUUCGGUUGUUGGGCGGUCAUGGGCGACUCGGACAACGACUCGGGCGGGCACCCGAGCGCGGGCGGCGGCGGGGAGAUGGCGUCGCCGAGGGAGCAGGACAGGUUCCUCCCGAUCGCGAACGUGAGCAGGAUCAUGAAGCGGGCGCUCCCCGCCAACGCCAAGAUCUCGAAGGACGCGAAGGAGACGGUGCAGGAGUGCGUGUCGGAGUUCAUCAGCUUCAUCACCGGGGAGGCCUCCGACAAGUGCCAGCGGGAGCGCCGGAAGACCAUCAACGGCGACGAUCUGCUGUGGGCCAUGACCACGCUCGGCUUCGAGGACUACGUGGAGCCUCUCAAGGGAUACCUCCAGCGAUUCAGGGAGCUGGAGGGAGAGAAGGCGGCCGUUGUCACGGGGCGUGAGAGGGACGCGUCCGGCGAGGCGGCGGGGGAAGGUAACUACGCCUUGGGUGGGUUUCAAGGAUAUGGGCCCGGGCCCGGGCCCGGCGGUAGUGGUGGUGGACGUGGGGGUGGGUUUUAUAAUAACAACAAUAAUAGUGGGGUGGCGAUAAUGGGUCAUAGUGGCGGUCUUGUGUAUACUGGGUCUGGAGUCGGUUUGGGUAGGCCCAGAUAGAUAAAUUAUGUGGACCAUGACCCGGUUAAGCCCAAAUGAUGCUGUGAUUCCCAAUAAACGGGGCGUUUGGCGGGAACGGAAUCUUGAUCAACCAGGAAGGAAGACGUUGGUGGAGGGAGACACGUGUAACGAUCUAGUUUCUUUCUGGAUGAAAACGGGGUGCGUGAUAUCACUGAUGGAGUGAUUGUUCAUGUACUUGGACGUUCCCUCCCUCCCUGCACCUUAUAUUUUUGUGUUAGUGGAGUUUACCAUUGUAAUUUUAAUAUUAUGUACAUGUAUUGGUUUUUUAUAAUAUGAACAUGUACUAUAACAUUCCAAAUAUUUUCCCGAACAAGAUAUUUUGUUUUGGAUUUCGAUACUCACAAUUCUGUUUUGAGGUGCAAUUUAAAGUGACUUCCCAUAAGGUAAUCUAUCAUUGUUGUACUCCACGGUCCACGGUGAGCACAUUUAAAUUUCGCUUUCUCACAAGAAUUCCUCUAUUUCACCUCAAAACACGUAUUGUCAGUUAAUUGCAAUUUCAUUCUAAUAAAUUAUAAAUCUCUCACAUGCUUUGUCGAUGUGAAAUUUGACUAAGGUGUCAUAUAUAUUGCCUGCGUGUUUGGAAAUAAACCCCACUAUAUAUAGUCUAUACCUUUUGCAAUAAUACGGAAUGACUUUU